Cydia splendana is the source of this 1948-nucleotide messenger RNA. RefSeq lists its product as uncharacterized. NCBI's taxonomy places the organism in Eukaryota, Metazoa, Arthropoda, Insecta, Lepidoptera, Tortricidae. The transcript is spliced from 12 exons. The record is from RefSeq and is a predicted model, not a curated record. Bases 1 to 1866 code for a protein of 621 amino acids.
AUGGGCCAUGCCAAGCCACGGCCAUGGGUUAUUUUUUAUAUUUCCAGAAUUGUAGAGAACGAGUUACAAGAAGCCCUGAAACUGGACAAGGGCAUGGGGUGCGAGAUACCGGAGCUGGACCCUUUUUCUAAGGAAGUCACACAGUUCGACAAGAAGUUACCGGAGAUCAAGUGCGAGGGACAGGACUGGGUCAAAUGCUAUCACUCAAAAUGCCGAGUAACAGACGCUAUAAAAGAGCAGUACACUGACAUAACAUGUAAAUACAGAGACAUUCUGUACCAGAGUGACCAUGUAUAUACCAUCGGACCCCGUACUCAAGUGGGGGGAGAUGGGGUGUACGAGUUGAAGAAGAGUGACCAUGUUAAAGUCUCGUGUGUUGGGAGGAGGAAAGAUGAUCGUUCCUUUUUCAGUACCAAAGCUUCAUGGUCCGGCAACACAUUAGGCUUCCGGCCCGUCCCGCCGCUCCCCUCCCCACCGGGCAGAGAGCAUUCCCUCAACGUGGUCAUAAUCGGCUUCGACUCCGCGGCCAGAAAUGGCUUCAUCAGAAGAAUGCCGAAGAGCUGGCAGACGCUGAAGGAUCUAGGAUAUACUGUUAUGGAGGGCUACAACAUCGUAGGAGACGGCACACCUCGGGCCCUCUUCCCCAUCCUCCUGGGUAAGACAGAGCUGGAGCUGCCUGACGUUAGAGUAGGACAGAGCAACGCCGGCAGCCUGGACUCCUUCCCUUUCAUAUUCUACAAGCUGAAGCAGGACGGGUACCGCACCGCCUACUUCGAGGACAUGCCAAACAUCGGCACCUUCCAAUGGCGUUUCAACGGCUUCCACCACCAGCCGGCCGACCACUACCUCCGCUCCUUCUACCAGGAGGACCUCAUCAUGAGAUCCGGCCCCUUCAACUGGUUCACGAGGAGAAAUUACUACUGUUUAGGAGACACGCCGCAGUUUAAAGUCAUGCUGAAUAUCACUGAGCAGUUCCUCGAGUUGGGCGGCAAACGUUUCAUCUUCACAUUCAUAGCGGACAUCACGCACGACGACUUCAAUCUUAUUGACAACGCCGAUAACGACACCGCUGCGUUGCUGCACAACCUCAUGUCCAAGGCCGAAGAUACGCUUAUAGUAGUCAUGGGAGACCACGGACCUAGAAACUCAAAAGUCCGCGACACGUUUCAAGGCAAGCUGGAGGAGCGUCUCCCCCUCCUGGCGCUCCGCCUCCCCGACCGCCUGGCGCGCGCGCGGCCGCACGCGCAGCGCGCGCUCCACGCAAACGCGCGCGCGCUCACCACGCCGCACGACCUGCACGCCACCUUACUGGACGUGCUGGACAUGAGGCAGCAUUGGAACCCGUAUAAAGUGCGGGGGGCGGAUUAUACUAGAGAGUUAACCAUGUUGGAACCGAUCUCUCGCAACCGCUCGUGCAGCGAGGCAGGCAUCGGGACUUACUGGUGUGUUUGCCUCGCGUGGCAAAACGUCUCCACCGACGAUCCGUUGUACGAGAAGACUGCACACGCGCUCCUUAACUACAUCAACUCGCUCGUCGCAACUGUCAGGGCCCUCUGUAUGCCCCGGACCCUGACCGCCACAUCAUGGGUGCUCCGGCAGCGCGUCAACGUAGCGUUUAAGAAUGCACAUGGUAUCGUGGGUAACUCCAGCGGCUUCAAGACUGAAGUGGCCAAGGAAAAUUACCAGGUCAAGAUAGCAGUUGGCCCGGGACACGGGAUCUAUGAGGCGUCGAUGACAUAUCGCGUCAACGAGGACAAAUUCACGAUACACACGAAGGACAUAUCGAGGACCAACCCUUACAGGAGCGAGCCGGACUGCAUCAGCAAGACUCAUCCGCACCUGAACCCCUACUGCUACUGCCGCUGACAUCCGCCAGAGAAACAUAGUAAAGGCUGACCGGGAAUAUAUCGUCAGGUGACAAGCAAAACUCACUAAUUACUACCACAAG